Molecule: messenger RNA, 2892 nt
Organism: Cuscuta europaea
Lineage: Eukaryota; Viridiplantae; Streptophyta; Magnoliopsida; Solanales; Convolvulaceae
Source: the annotation of a GenBank genome assembly
AAUGAAGCUCAGGAAAAGCAGACCAUUGGAGGGCUUCUGAGAGCAGGAGUAGCUGGCGUAGUACUAGUGGCUGGGAUAGUCUUUGCCACUCUAUCAAUAAGCAAACAGUGCAAGCCAAGAUUGAAGCAAUGCAUUGACCCUUUAACUACACAACAAGCAACGUCAGUCAUCAGUGAUAAUCACAAUGAUAGAGUUGAAUCAAAGAAUGAUAUACUCAAGAAUAACAUGCAAGGAAGUGACAAUCAAGAAACCAAUGCAGUUAUAUACAAUGAUCCCCUUUUACAUCCUGAAAACCAUGAUGAUAGCAACACAGGGCACUCUUUUAAUCACAAUUUAUCUGCAUCAUCUGAUGUUGGAGUUUCUGACUCUUUUAGUCACUCAAGCUUUGGAAGUAAAGAUACUAGUUUUGCUGCUAGAGAUCCAGGAUCAGUAAAUGAACAAUAUGGGCCUUUUGGCGCAAACUUCGAUGACACACAUGCAAUUCAUGUACUACAUAGGUCCAGUUUAACAAAUCCAAGUAUGGAUCAGCAGGAAGGAGUUUCUGAUUUAGAUGAACCUGUAAACUCACAGUCUGCAUCUACGGUAGAAUCUAUGGUUGAGAAUGUUAACAUACAGAAUAUGGUUGAGGUUCCAGAUGAAGGAGACAAUUUAAUUUCAGAAGCACGUGGAUCAUCAGGAACAGUAUUGGAGGUCACUGUCAUGAAUCAGUAUUCUAAAGAACUAAAAGAAAACAUUUAUAAUGAUAACAAAGCAAGCGAAUUAAGCUACAACUCUUCCAUUUCUGAAGAAACAUUUCCUUCUGCUGGCAUACCUGCUCCUUCUUCUGUGUCUGCAGCUUUGCAUACACUUCCAGGAAAGGUGCUGGUUCCUGCUGUCAUUGAUCAAAUCCAUGGUCAGGCACUAGCAGCCUUACAAGAUUUGAAGGUUAUUGAGGAUGAUGUUCGGCCCGGUGACCUUUGUACUCGCCGUGAAUAUGCUCGCUGGUUAGUUGCAUCUAGCUGUGCUCUAUCAAGGUCUACUGUCUCCAAAAUCUAUCCUGCAAUGUAUAUCGAGAAUGUCACUGAGCUUGCCUUUGAUGAUGUUACAAUUGAAGAUCCUGACUUUCCCUGCAUACAAGGCUUGGCAGAAGCUGGUCUCAUCUCCAGCAAGCUAUCAAGACGUGAUACACAGUCAUCUGCAGACGGAGACCAAAGUCCCCUCUUCUUUUCUCCUGACAGUCCCUUGUCACGUCAGGAUCUUCUAAGCUGGAAGAUGGCCCUAGAGAAAAGACUACUUCCUCUGGUUGACCAAAAGACUUUGAAGCAACUCUCUGGAUUCAUAGAUAUUGAGAAGAUCCAUCCAGAUGCAUGGCCUGCUGUGGCAGCAGACUUAGCAUCAGGGGAACAAGGAAUAAUAGCUCUUGCAUUUGGAUAUACAAGACUGUUCCAGCCAGAUAAACCCGUGACUAAAGCUCAAGCUGCUAUUGCGCUUGCAACUGGUGAGGCUCAUGACAUUGUUGCCGAGGAGCUAGCACGCAUUGAUGCUGAUUAUAUGGCUGAAGAAGCUGUCACUGCACAGAAAGCUUUAAUAGCUGAAGUGGAGAAAGAGGUCAAUGCAAUUUACGAGAAGGAACUCUUGUUGGAAAGAGAGAAGAAUGAUGCGGUUCAAAAAAUGGCCGAGGAUGUAAGACAAGAAUUAGAAAGGAUACAAGCUGAAUGGGAGGAAGAAAAUCUUUCCUUACUGAAGGAGCGUGCUGCCAUUGAUUCAGAAAUGGAAGUCUUUUCUCGGUUAAGAAGUGAAGUACAGGAACAGCUUCAUACUCUUAUGACUAACAACUUGGAGAUCUCCUAUGACAAAGAAAGGCUCAAAAAGCUCCGGGAAGAUGCUGACCUUGAAAGUCAAGCAAUAUCAAGGUUGCAAUACGAGCUAGAGGUCGAGAGAAAAGCACUGUCCAUGGCUAGAGCUUGGGCUGAAGAUGAGGCUAAAAGAGCUAGAGACCAAGCUAAUGCCCUGAAAGUGGCAAGAGAUCGUUGGGAGAAACAUGGCAUCAAGGUGGUUGUUGAUGAUGACCUACAGGAAGAAGCAAAUACUACACCUGCCAUGUGGCCAGGUGCUGGAGAGCAGUUGUCAAUAGAAGGAACCGUAUCUAGGGCCGAGAAUUUGGAGGACAGUCUUAGAGGAAUGGCUGAUUCAGCUAUGGGAAAAUCAAGAGAUACAAUUCACAAGAUAAUGGAGAAGAUACUUUUAUAUAUUUCCAUUGCAAGGGAGCUGGCACAGAGAGGAUUAAGGGAGGCUGUAAUGGUAAAAGACAGUGCCACAAAGAAGAUCUGCAACUCUUUACACUCUGUGGAGCAUAGAGCUGCUGGAUUUGGGGAGGGAGUUAAGCGAUUCGCUGGAGAUUGCAAAGAAGGGGUUGAGAAAAUCUCUCACAGAUUUAAAACUUAAAAUCCAUCAAAUAGCUUACACUCGGGCACCUAAAAUGACAGUAAUAUUUCUUAAAGCCAAAUAAACUCGGACUAGAAUCUAGCAGCUCUACUUUUUUGUAGGAUUUGUACCUCUUUGAUCAUAUAAUGUGGGAACAGAUAGAGCAAGUAGGACGGAAAACAGUGAAACUGCUCUAAAAAGACAAACCUCCAGGAAAACUAACACAUUUCGACCUGUCCUCAUUUAUCACUAGCCCCAGCUCCUAUGGGCAGCAUUUCUCAUAAUAAUCAUUUUAUUUAUUCAAAUGAAAAUGGUAUGUAUAAGUAUACUGGUGAGUGGUGACGCCUUCAUGUGUAUGAUAUUAUGGACAAGUGUUACCACACAGCGGCAGCAUAUUAGCUACAGAAGGACAAACAGUUCGAAUUCUAAAUAAGAGUAUCUUUUAUCUUUAUCUUCCAAUUUUGGUCCGUCUUGAAAUAUUUUGUCCCA